Messenger RNA from Astyanax mexicanus (Mexican tetra), 10125 nucleotides. Its product is annotated as neural-cadherin. Lineage: Eukaryota; Metazoa; Chordata; Actinopteri; Characiformes; Acestrorhamphidae. Gene Ontology annotation, biological process: homophilic cell-cell adhesion. Gene Ontology annotation, cellular component: plasma membrane. Bases 254 to 8344 code for a protein of 2696 amino acids. The record is from RefSeq and is a predicted model, not a curated record. Gene Ontology annotation, molecular function: calcium ion binding. The transcript has 33 exons.
GGGAAUGGAGCGUGUGGAUCAGUGGAUGCUGCUGAAACUGGCAGAGUUAGAUACGUGAUGCUGCUCAAACAGCCUCAAACGACUCCAGCGAGCAGAUUAGUUUAUACCGCGAGAUUCCCGCUGAACCCGGCCGCUUUUCUUCUGUAUUUAUCUCACUGUUUUUAACCCCGUAUUCAUGCUGAAGGAAAGUGCCGCUCGCCCCAGAGAGUGACUGAAUUUGGGCUGAAGUUUUGGACUGAACCCCGGCGGCGUAAUGAAGACUCGAGAGGACAAACUUUUACAGUGCGCGUGGGCACUUUUGCUGCUCGCUUUUGCGCGCGCGGACUCCUCUUCGCUAUAUGACCGACAUGUAUUGGAGACCGCGGUGUCCGGGCUCGUGCUGGCCGGCGAAGGCGGCAAGGACGCGGGGACCGGGACCGCGCGCGGAGACGCACUAACCGGAGGCAGCCGGCGGCAGCGGAGGGAUGUGUCCGGAGAGCUGCACUACACCGUGGCGCUGGCGGAGGGCGCGAGGAGCGGGGACGUGGUGUUUACGGUACCGGACGAGCGCUUCACCGAGCGGCGCUUCGAGGCGCUCGCGGACGGAGGCGGGGCGGUGCGCGUGCAGCGCGACUCCGGGCGCGUGUACCUGCUGCGCGCGCUCUCGGCGCCCACACACAUUACGCUGAAAGUGCAGAACGCCAGAGGUGAUGACUGGUACCUGGUCCGACUGACUCUAACCAUGCCCAGUAUGUCUGACCUUCAGUGGGUGAUGUUUCCUCAGCCGUAUCUGGCUGCUGUGGGGCCUGAUGCUGCUCCUGGAUCUGUGGUCUAUAAGCUGGUGGCUCGACAGUUGGAUGGCUCUUUGGGAGCAGCGCAGUAUCUUUUAGUGGACGGCGGAGAGGACUGUUUCGAAGUGGAUAGAAGCUCGGGAGAGGUGAGGACUACAGGGCGGCCGCUGACACCCAGCAGAGAGUACACGCUGACCGUGCAGGCCGUGGACACACAGGGCAGGAAGGGUCCUCACGCUUCAGUGGCCGUGCUGGCUGGCUACCGUCCACCCCAGUUCACCAACACCACGUACUCCAUCUACGUCCCAGAGAGCAUCGCUGUGGGCCAAGCGGUGGCUGUGGUCCAGGCUAUCUCCUUCCAAAGGAAGACUCUGUCCUACAUGCUGUUGGUGAAUCCGGGGAACCUGUUCAGUAUAAAUCAGGAGAGCGGGGCGGUGAGUCUGACCCGGGCAGUCGACUACGAGAGUGGACCUCACCUUCACCACCUGCAAGUCCGGACCUCCGAACCGGACACGGGCCUCAGCAGUGUGGCAGAGGUAGUGGUCCACAUCACAGAUGAGAACGACUGCACUCCAGAGUUUAUGCAUUCCAUCUACAGCAGAGACAAUAUCCCUGAGACCACCCCACCUGGGACCUCUCUACUACAGGUGCUGGCCAGAGACUGUGACACGGGACUGAAUGCAGAGAUCUCCUACUUCAUCCAGAGUCUGGACUUUGGAGUCUCGGCUCAGGGGGUGGUGAGCCCCAGCCGGAAGCUGGACUACGAGAGGCCCAAUCACAUGUACGAGUGUGUGGUUGUGGCUGUGGACAAGGGCACACCCCCCAGAACUGGCACCGCCUCCAUCCGCAUCCGCAUGGCCAACGUCAACGAUGAGGCUCCUGUCUUCUCCCAGACUGUGUAUAAGACGUUUCUGUCUGAAGAUGCAGGUCCUGAGACACUGGUAGCUAUUGUUCAUGCCAAGGAUCCAGAUGGGGAUGGAGUGACAUAUGCCAUCACCGGGGGGAAUGAAGAUAGCAACUUUGAACUGGACAAUCUGAAGGGCAUCAUUAAACUGCGCCGCAGUCCUCCUCCUACGCUCCGAGGGCCUCAGUACGUCCUCAACGUCACAGCAACUGAUGACAACUCAGCCGGCGGCCCGCUUCCCCUCAGCAGCUCUGCCCAGGUCAUCGUCGGCAUCAAUGACAUCAACAACAACAAACCUGUGUUUGAGGAGUGUCAUAACUACAGUCUGAACGCUCUGGUGCUGGAGAACCAGCCGCCGGGCACUGUGGUCCUGCGGGUACAAGCUCACGAUGCUGACAUCGGAGUCAACGGAGAGGUCAAAUACGGGAUCAUGCAGCGAGACGGAGCCUCGCCAGGAUUCACCAUCGAUUCUGACACAGGGGUCAUCAGCACAGCAGUGAGUUUUGACCGGGAGAGGCAGAGAGAAUACACGCUGUCCGUCACCGCCACGGACCAGGCCGAGGAGCCGCUCAUCGGCAUCUGCCAAAUCACCGUCCUCAUCGCCGACCAAAACGACAACGACCCUAAAUUUGAGAACAGCCGCUACCAGUACUUCCUGAGAGAGGACACCCCAGUGGGCACGAGCUUCCUCCGAGCGGCGGCCCACGAUGACGAUCAGGGCUCCAACGCAGCCAUCACUUACUCCCUGUCCCACCAGAGCCCUGCGUACUUCCACAUUAAUCCCAGCACAGGAUGGGUCUACGUCAACCACCCCAUCUCUCAGACAUCGCGGAUCAGUCAGCAGAUCAUCGCCACAGACGGAGGGAACCGCAGCAGCUCUGUGGACCUUACAGUCAUCAUCACCAACGUUCACAACCAGCCACCGCAGUGGGAGCAGGCUGAGUAUUGGGUCACCAUCCCAGAAAACACUGUGCGGGACACCAAGAUAGUGACUAUAAAAGCCACUUCUCCUCUGGGUGACCCUCGUGUGACCUAUAACCUGGAGGAAGGUCAGGUGCCUGAGACGAACAUGCCUGUGCGUUUCUACAUCAAGCCCAACCGGAGAGACGGCUCAGCAUCCAUCCUGGUGGCCGAGCCACUUGAUUAUGAGAGCACACGCUUCUUUACCCUGCGCGUCCGUGUUCAGAAUGUAGCAGCAGUCCCGCUCGCAUCAUUCACCACAGUCUACGUCAAUAUCACGGACGUCAAUGACAAUGUUCCGUUCUUCAUGUCGAGCACGUAUGAAGCUACAGUGCCCGAGGGGGCUGAGAUCGGCACUUCGGUGGCCCAGGUUUCAGCCUCUGACCUGGACUCUGGUCCGAAUGGCAUGAUAAACUACAUCAUUCUAAAGGACCAGAGUGGAGACUCUCAGUUCUUCAGCAUUAACUCCUACACCGGAGCAAUCCACACCCGGGCAUCCUUCGACCGCGAGCAGAAGAGCUCCUACCUGAUCGAGGUCCAGUCCCAGGACGGUUCAGAGUCGGCACGACCGGGGCAACAAGGCCAGCCAAACACAGACACAGCCUACGUGAGGAUUUUUGUCACGGACGUGAAUGACAACGCUCCAGCCUUCUCUCAGUCUGUAUACGAGAUCAGUGUGGAGGAGGACAAGGAAGUGGGCUACGUAGUCAUUACCGUCACCGCUAAUGAUGAAGAUGAGGGUGCCAAUGCAAAGCUACGCUACCAGAUAACCUCAGGGAACACCAUGGGCACCUUUGAUGUUGAGCCAGAGGUCGGCACCAUCUUCAUUGCCCAGCGGCUGGACUACGAGCGAGUGCAGCGCUACGAGUUACGGCUGGUGGCGUCAGAUGGUAAAUGGGAGAACCAGACGAUGGUGGUCAUCAACAUCAUUAACCAAAACGAUGAAGCGCCCAUCUUCAGCCAGACUGAGUACCAUGCCAGCGUCACAGAGGAGCUGACUGAGCUGCCGGUCCUCGUGCUUGAGGUCUCAGCCACAGAUCCAGAUCAAGAGGCCGACCAGAGCGCAGUGCGAUAUUCGCUGCAUGGACAGGGUGCUGGGAGCGAAUUCACUAUAGAGGAACUCACUGGGAGGAUUUACGCUCAGAAGCGUCUCGAUCGAGAGGACCGUUCAACCUGGAGGUUUCUGGUGUUAGCCACUGAUGAGAAUGGCGCUGGCCUGACUGGCUUUGCUGACGUCCUGGUGGAGGUGCGGGACAUCAACGACAAUGCUCCUAUCUUCCUCUGUGCUUCUGACAGCUGCUUCGUGGGGCACGUGCCUGAGAACUCUCCAGCUGACACCUCCAUCAUGGAGAUGCGAGCCACUGACUUAGACGACCCGAAAGCUGGCAAGAACGCCAUCCUCACUUACAGGAUCGUUCAGAACGUCCGUAACGAGAUCAACCUCAACCUUUUCUCCAUCAAUCCGGCCACAGGGACCAUCUACACAGUGCUGCGCUCUCUAGACAGGGAGGUGGAGGACAGCUACCUGGUGGUGGUGGAGGCCAGGGAUGGAGGAGGCCUCUCUGGCACUGGAACUGCCACUAUUGUUGUUUCGGAUGUGAACGAUCACCCUCCGGUGUUUACACAGAAAGUCUACACGGCCACCAUGGCGGAGGACCUGGAUAUCAACAGUGAAGUUCUGGCAGUUGCUGCCACAGACGGAGAUGAGGGAGAGAACUCGGUGAUGACGUUCAGCAUCGUGGGUGGAGAUGAUGACCGCAAGUUCUUCAUCGAGACUGAUAAAGUCAAUCGACUGGGGAUUGUGCGGCUCAAGAAGAAGAUCGAUUUUGAGAAGCCCCACGAGCGAACGUUCAAUCUCACAGUUAAAGUGGAAGACGCAGACUUCUUCAGCGUAGCCUACUGUGUCAUCCAAGUUGAAGACUCCAACGACCAUGCACCCGUCUUCUUCCCGCAGUUCUACGAUGCUGGGUCCAUGUUUGAGGACGUACCCGUGGGCACCAUUGUGGCACAGGUGACGGCCAUGGACCUGGACUCAGGGCAGAAUGGAAAGUUCUCCUACAGUAUCGCUCCAGAGACUGACCCUUACCAGCAGUUCUUAGUUGAUAAGAAUGGCUGGGUGGUGGUGGCCGACUCCUUAGACCGGGAGAAGGUAUCUCAGCAUAGGUUGAUGGUGCUGGCCUCAGACAUGGGCAGCCCUGCUCUAACUGGCUCUGCCAUUGUGUUAGUGACUGUACAAGACAUUAACGACAAUGGACCUGAGUUUGAGGCUCCAUACCAGCCCAUUGUAUGGGAGAACACCAUUGCACCGCAAGUCGUCCACAUGAAUGCCACUUCCACUCUACUCCAUGCCACGGACCGAGACUCCUCACCUAAUAGAGGGCCUUUUUCCAUUCGCUUGCUGAUGCUCACCUCAGACGUCACAAACUUCAACCUCACAGAUCUGAGGAAUGGUAGCGCGAUGAUAACGGCCCUCCGUACCUUCGAUCGGGAGCAGCAGAAGCAGUACCUUCUCCCCAUUCUGAUGAUUGACAGCGGCUCUCCCCCAAUGAGCUCCACCAGCACACUGACCGUGACCAUAGGGGAUAAGAACGACCACCCGCACGCACCGGGACACUCCGAAUUCAUAGUCUACAAUUACGAAGGUUCUCUCCCCACGACUGUACUUGGACAAGUUCAAUCCCCUGACCUUGACGACUGGAGCGAAAAGGUUUACAAAUUCGAAGGCAAGCCCCCCAGACAGUUCAUCCUGAAUCAGAGCACUGGUCAGUUGAGUAUUAAGGGGGGCACCUCGGUCGGGUCGUACAGUCUGCAGGUGCGAGUAGCAGAUAAGGUUUGGCCGGACGUUACUUCCACGGCACAGGUGAAGGUCAGAGAGCUGAAGGAGGAGGCACUGCUCAACGCUGGAUCACUGCGAUUCGCCAACCUCACAGCAGAGGAGCUGUUCCGGGUGUCUGUGGGUGGGGAAAGUCUGUACGAGCGUCUCCAGCGUAUGCUCUCAGAGCUAUUGCAAACGGAGGUGGAGAAGGUUCACAUCUUCAGCCUGGCCAAUAGCACCCAGCCCAACCAGCGGCACCUCAGCGUGUGGUUCGCCGCUCACGGCUCUCCCUACUACAAGCCUGAGAAACUCCUUGGCAGUGUGGCCAUUCACAAGGCCAAGUUGGAGUCAGCGCUGGGUGUGUCCAUUCUCCAGGUGGGGGUAAAUGAGUGUGUGUAUGCAGACUGCAGUAACACAGGUGGCUGUUCCAGCAGAGUGACGUUCAGCGAUGCUCCCUCAGUUCUGAACAGGGGAAACGCCUCUCUGGUGUCGGUCUCUGCUACAGCCAGCGCUCAGUGCGGCUGCCUCGCCAGAGAGAGCCAGCACCUGUCCUGCUCCUCGUACCCCCGAAACCCCUGCCUCAAUGGGGGCACCUGUGUUGACGGCGAGAUGGGCUACAGGUGUAAGUGUCCACCGAUGUUUGAUGGGCCGGAGUGCCAGCAGACUAAGCACACGUUUCUAGGAGACGGCUACGCCUGGUUCCCUCCCCUGCGGCCUUGCUUCCAGAGCCACAUCUCUCUGGAGUUUAUCACAGAAGCAGCCAACGGCCUGCUGCUCUACAACGGCCCCCUCGGCGGCCUCCAGCCCGGAGACAAAGAAGACUUCAUCUCACUCGAGCUGAAGAAGGGUGUUCCACUGCUCAGUGUAAAUCACGGUUCAGGCACUCUCACACUGCAGCUUCCUCCUCAGGCCUCUGUCAGUGACCGCCGCUGGCACCGACUGGACAUCAUCAGUAAUGGCAAGGAAGUACAGUUGAUUCUGGACCACUGCUCUGGGGCCAUGGUAAAUGAAGUGGAGGGUUUAGGAGUGGAGGUGUUUGAGACAGAUCAGUCCGUGUGUAAAGUGUCUGCAGACACUCCAGGAAGUGAGAGAUUUCUGAAUGUGGAUCAGCCUCUGCAGCUCGGAGGAGUGAAGGAAACGCACCCACUGCGUCGCACACACCCUCACUAUAAAGGCUUUGUGGGCUGCAUCAGAAACUUGGUGGUGGACAGUCAGAUGUAUGACCUGAGCAGCGCAGCGGAGAGUGAGAACAGUGCCCCUGGGUGUGGGCUGACCGAUGGGGUGUGUCUGACGGCAGGAGGGCCCUCUUGUGGCCUGCAUGGAAGGUGCCUAGGGGAGUGGGGCUCCUUCAGCUGUGACUGCCACCCCGGCUACAGCGGACACAAGUGUGAGAAAGUGCUCCCUGAGUGGUCCUUUGACAAGGAGAGCAUGCUGAGGUAUCAGCUGAGAGGCGGUGGGAGUCCACGCAGGACUCACGCUCAGCUCCUCCUCAGAACACGCUCCUCCUCUGGCAGCCUGCUCAGCAUGAGCUCGCGUGACUCCAACGAGUUCAUCAUACUGCAGAUAGUUGACGGGUAUCUGAGUGUUAGUGCCAACCUGGGAGAUGGAUCCCACAGCCUGAAGCUCGGCAGCCAAAGAGUGGACCGCGGUCAGUGGGUCCUUGUCAGUCUCCAUCGCCAUGACAACCUGUUCACCCUGCGGCUAGAGCAGGGUGGGGGGUCGCGAGAGGUCACGGGGGUCCUGGGCAACAAACGAGAAAUUGUUGUGCAUCCCUCCAGCGUGCUUCUGGCAAACAGCGCUACACAGAACACACACACGGACUUUCAAGGCUGUAUGCGAGACGUACGUCUGAAUGGUCACUCUCUGCCUCUGGAUGGUCAGAGCAGUGAGUUCGCCACAGUGCUGGAGCGGCGUGGGGUGCAGGCGGGCUGCCACUCAGACGCCUGCAGCACCAAACCCUGCCACAGUCCUCUCUAUUGUGUAGAUCUGUGGAGAAAACACGAGUGCAGGUGUCCGGCAGGUCAGUUAGCUGUCGCUGACGAGCUGACGGGUGUAGCGAAGUGUGCUGCGUCCCCGUGCGGCCCCUCCACAUGCCGAAAUGGAGGCACGUGCCUGGCUCACUCCACCAAAAGCUACCAGUGCCGCUGCCCGGAGGGCUUCAGGGGCCAGUGGUGUGAGCUAGGUCAGGUUAAAGCUCUGCGCCUGGCUGCACUCAGCCCCAGUUCUAUCCUCGCCAUCAGCAUGUGCCUGCUCGUCUUCUUUGCUGUGCUGGUGGCAGUGACCGUGUGGAAUCAGAAGGGCAGUCGGAAUAAGUUCCGGAAGCGGGGAGUGUAUCACAUCCCAGCAGAGCACGAGAGCUGGGAGGACAUCCGAGAGAACAUCCUCAACUACAACGAGGAGGGGGGCGGAGAGCAGGAUCAGAAUGCAUAUGACAUCACAGAGCUGAAGAGGCCGCUGUGCUCCAGCCUGUCUCAGUCUUCAUCUUGCACCACGGCUCCUCUUAUUAAGUCCUCUCAGGGCUCUCAGGAGGAGGUUCUCCCCGGCGGGCUGCUUCCCUACCACCACAACCCGGGCUGCAGCACACACUGCGCCAUGGACUUCAAGAACUAUGUAGCGCGCAUCAUCUGGGAGGCAGACAACGACAACCUGGCCCUGCCCAUGGACACCUACCACGUUUACUGCAUAGAGGGCGAGGGGUCCGGCGCAGGCAGCCUCAGCUCCCUCAGCUCAGCCAUACCAGAGGAGGAAUUCAGCUACGACUGCCUGCGCAACUGGGGGCCCAAGUUCGAGGGCCUGAGUGAGAUGUAUCGCAGGCCGGAGCUGGCCCUCACCUACAGGGAAGCUGUCCAGAACCAGAACCUUGUCCACAGCAGAAGCCUGGAGCAACUACAGUAAUGACACGUUCCAAAGGAUGUCCUGGGAAAAGCAUCCAUCAGCAAAAAAAAAAAAGCACUGUUGCUGCAGAGUUGCAUUCUUUUUUCUGGAAGUGGAGACAUCCUUGUAAACAUGCCAGUGAUACCCCGGAUUCCCAUCUUGGUUUGUUUAGUGUCUUUUAUUAAGUUUCCUUAAGUUGUCUUCAAAAGGCAAGAAAAUAAACCUUAAACAGGCCGUUGGAGAUCCAUCUGUUGCAAACUUUUGUGAAACUGCCACGGAAGCUUUAAGACGAAUAGGAGGCAGGAGACUGGAUGAUGGAUGCUCCUUCUUAUUUAUUGAGUCUUUGUUUCCUCAGUGUGAACUGUUUAAAUGUACCAUAUUUAUUUUAGCCUUGAGAGAUGAGAGACAUUUUACACAUGGAACAAAAGCCAGAGAAGAGCUGCUUUCGUUUUUGUUAUUUUUUUGUUUAGAUUUUUUUGAGAUGCCUCUUCAGUGUCGGGUUACUGAAAUACGUUGUUCCCAUCUGCAGGAGGAGGUCAACCUACACACUUUGUUAUCUCAUUCCAGACGACCAAUCAGGGCAUGAUGAGCAUGUCUUGCAACCUGUUUAGCACCAGUGAGAAAUACCUCAGCCCUAGUAAAUAAUGAAUUUCGCUCCGUGCUCCCUCCCUCCAUUUUUUUUCCCAAAACAGCGCACCUUAAAGGCACCUUAAGGUUGCUACAGAGAGGGAAGCUGGAGUCGCCUGAGGUGGCAGUAAAUGAAUUCUCUGCUGCUGCUCCUACAUACAGGACUCUACAGUAGAGUAGUAGUUACUUUUUGCACUCUGAUACAAAUCCAAUGGUCAGUUGUGUCCACUGUGUCGAUUUUUUUAACAAACAACAACAACAAAAAAACAGACUUUUGCUAUUCCUAUGUCUCCCUUGUUUGGGAAGGGGGCGGUGCUUGUGCAAAGCCCACCUUUUCUCACACAUCUGAUGUCUGAUGAGUUGAGUGUUGAAUCAAGGUGACUCUGAUGAAGUCAGUUGAAUGUAUUAUUUAAUAACAGCAGAGGAAAGACUGUGUCAGAAAAAGUCAAAAAAGCGAAAAAUACAAUCACGAAAAAAAUAUGUAGUUGCUUGAAACUGUUUUGAACGGUCUAAAUUAACAUAGUUCUAUUUUUGUUGCUGUAAAAGAAAGGAUAUUAGACCUCCAAAAGGAUCCUCACUUUAUAUUUUUAAUGAAGUCCUAAGAAACAGUGUUACCAUUAAAAAUGGUGUUGUACCCUAUAAUGCUUGUUUCAUAGACCUGUGUACAGUUCUUAUGGUUUCUUUCUUGAAUGUUUUGUUCUUUAAUACUUUUAUUUAAGGAUCUGUGCACUUCAAAUAUGACUUUACUAACUGUUUUCUGUUAGAUUUGAAUACGUAGAUCUAAACUAAACCAGCUGUUAUUACUGAGGAGUUUAAACCAAGAAGAGAUGUGCACAAUACCAGUGCAGCUAAACACAAACUGCUGCUGUUUCAUUAUAGACAAAUAAAAAAACAGAUAUAAACAGAAUUUAACUACAGACUUUAAUCCCAGAGGCCAAGCAUGGGCUGACAGGCCCCAACGGUAUGUGUGUGUGAGAGUGUGGGUGCAUGUGUGUACCUGUGUGCAUGUGUACACGUGUGUGCUGUCAAUACUACAAACAUUCCACUUUCUCCUGCUCAUAGCUGUCUCACUAUAUGUGUAAUAUAAUGUAAAUAUGUAUGUUUUUUAGAAAUCGAACGUCAAAUAUUCCUUUUUGUAUUUGAAUUUUAAUAAAUAAACUGUUUCCUUAAAGCAG